AUGAAACUAUUAAAAUUAAAACUUUGUUAUAGUCCAGACAUGAACACAUCAUACAGCAUCAAUUUAGGAUCUAUGGCUGAAAUGGUUCAUUUUCCAAAUUUUAAUAAAUCAAUUCCUACAAUCAUUUAUAUUCGUGGAUUUCUCGGGAGUGGUGAGUUUGAUAAUAGCGUGGAAGAAUUAAGAUCUGCGUACCUGCUGACCAAAAAGGAAAAUUUUGUUGCUGUUGACUGGAGUGCUUAUUCGAAAAUUAAAAUUGGCAUUCCUUAUUUUGAUAAUAUUGCAGACCUCAAAACAAUUUGUGAAAAAACAGCAGAACAGCUUAAAAAGAUCCAGUCCUAUAGAAACUUCUAUCUCAUCGGCCAUUCACUUGGUGCACAGUGUGCAGGCUUAGUUGGACGACAUUUGAAAAAAAUCUCAAACAACGAAUUUAUUAUUCCAAGAAUUUAUGCUUUAGAUCCAGCGGGUCCACAUUUUCGAAGAGAUAAUGGCUAUUUUGAGAGUGUCACAAAAUCAGACGCAGCAUAUGUUCAGGUUAUUCAUACAAAUUAUGGACUUUAUGGAUUAGAUAGGUCUACUGGACAUAGUGACUUUUAUCCAAAUAAUGGAAUGAAGCAACCAGAAUGUCUGACUAAUAUGUGCAGUCAUAGAUUCGCUUGGGUUGUUUUCCAAAAAACUGUCAUCCAGGAAGGAUUAUUUACAGCACAAAAAUGUGACUCAUUUAAUAAGUUUAUUGGAGGAGAUUAACUUCCGAUUACAUUCAUAAGUCCAACACAUUCAAAUUCAAAUAAGACUCCAAUAUCCCAAAACAGAUCAAUUGAACUCAAUCCAAAUCAAAUUAUCUAA
Messenger RNA from Chironomus riparius, 843 nucleotides. NCBI's taxonomy places the organism in Eukaryota, Metazoa, Arthropoda, Insecta, Diptera, Chironomidae. The record is from the annotation of a GenBank genome assembly.